AUGGCGCCAAUACUCAUACUAGACGGCGGCCUCGGCACAUCUCUAGAACAAGAAUACAACGUCAAAUUCAGUCCAUCCACACCUCUUUGGUCAUCCAAUCUCCUCGUCUCUGACCCCAGCACUCUUCUCCAAUGCCAGAGCGACUUCGGCCAAGUUCCAGUUGACGUCCUCCUCACUGCAACCUAUCAAGUCUCCAUCAAAGGGUUCGGCGACACGAAAAAUUCUCAUUAUCCAAAUGGAAUCUCUUCGUCGGAAAUUCCUCAAUUCCUGGAAACUGCUGUCAACGUCGCGGAAAAGGCCACUCAGGGACACAACAGCACCAUUGCGCUGAGUCUUGGCCCAUAUGGAGCUUGCAUGAUCCCCAGCCAGGAAUACAGUGGCAAAUACGACGAGGGGCACGAUUCUCAACAAGACCUGUGUAACUGGCACAGUGAGAGAUUGAAGCUAUUCGGAAAAGUGCAGGAUUUAUCUACGCGUAUUGGAUACAUUUCCAUGGAGACGAUCCCCCGCGUCGAUGAGAUUGCAGCAAUGAGAAAAGCCCUGGAUUCGGUGCCAGAGCUGCAGGGUGUGCCAUUCUGGAUGUCCUGCCUGUACCCUGGCGAUGAUGAGUUGUUGCCCAGUGGAGAAACUCCAGAAGUCGCCUUACGGACAAUGUUUGACCGUCAAGUUGCAAAAUCCGUGCCCUGGGGAGUGGGCAUCAACUGUACCAAGGUGUGGAAGCUUACUUCGCUCUUAAAGAAGUACGAAUCUGCCAUUGAGAAUCUGGUUGACGAUGGAGCUCUGCAGGAAUGGCCUGCGUUGGUGCUCUACCCGGACGGGACAAAUGGAGAGGUUUACAACACUGUCACGCAAGUGUGGGAAGUACCGGACAAUGCAAAGGGCGUGAAGAGAGUUCCAUGGGAGGAACAACUUGCCGAGGUGGUUCGCGGAACAGAGAGCAGAGGGAACUGGAAGCAGAUUGUAGUUGGAGGUUGCUGUAUGGCUAGUUCAGAGGACAUAGCAAGGCUACGACAAGUUUUGCUAGCGACGUAA
Molecule: messenger RNA, 1032 nt
Organism: Pochonia chlamydosporia 170
Lineage: Eukaryota; Fungi; Ascomycota; Sordariomycetes; Hypocreales; Clavicipitaceae
Product: homocysteine S-methyltransferase
Exons: 1
Coding region: 1-1032 (343 amino acids)
Biological process (GO): S-methylmethionine cycle
Molecular function (GO): S-adenosylmethionine-homocysteine S-methyltransferase activity
Source: RefSeq, a predicted model, not a curated record